Messenger RNA from Glycine soja, 1537 nucleotides. Its product is annotated as transcription factor MYB2-like. Gene Ontology annotation, molecular function: sequence-specific DNA binding; DNA-binding transcription factor activity. Gene Ontology annotation, cellular component: nucleus. The transcript is spliced from 3 exons. The coding region runs from base 95 to 811 and encodes 238 amino acids. The record is from RefSeq and is a predicted model, not a curated record. Lineage: Eukaryota; Viridiplantae; Streptophyta; Magnoliopsida; Fabales; Fabaceae. Gene Ontology annotation, biological process: regulation of DNA-templated transcription.
UUCCUAUAGUAGUAUAUAGUGCUGAUAACUUACACUUAUCUCCCAACAAGUCACAGGCAGCACGGUAGCUAACGAUGUAUAGAUAAUAAGAGAAAUGGAUGUUAAUAAGGUGAAGAAAGCACGGUCCAUAGUGCUGGAUUGUGAAGAAGAAAUCAGAAAAGGUCCAUGGAGCGUUGAAGAGGACACCAUUCUCCAAAAUCACGUCGCCACCCACGGCGACGGUCGCUGGAAUUCCCUCGCACGCUCUGCAGGCCUGAAAAGAUCGGGGAAAAGUUGCAGGUUAAGAUGGCUAAACUACUUGCGUCCCGAUGUUCGUCGCGGAAAUAUAACACUCCAAGAACAGAUAACUAUUCUGGAGCUCCACUCUCGCUGGGGCAAUAGGUGGUCGAAAAUUGCUCGGCAUCUUCCGGGUAGAACAGACAACGAAAUAAAGAAUUAUUGGAGGACCCGAGUGAUUAAGCAAGCAAGGAAUCUCAAUUGUGACGUGGACAGUAAACAGUUCCAAGAUGCUUUGCGUUGCGUGUGGAUGCCCCGUUUGAUAGAGCGGAUUCAGCCACCAUUACCAAUACCAUCGGAAUUAACUCACGGCCCGGCCCAUAUUGCCACCUCGCAACUUGGCCCAAACCCAACCGCUCAGGCCCAACAUGAGUUUCAUGGUUCCUUGGAGUUAAACGCUCCUUUAGAUUCUGAACAUCAUGUUUGGGGUGCAUGCCACUGUUUCAAUGGGAAUAGCACGUUACCUUUAGGUGGUGGGGACUUGAUGGAAAGUUUGUGGGAUGAUUUGGAAAUUAAACACAAUUUCCUUGCGUGACGCAGCACAAAAACAAAGCCAAAUAAAGCAGAGCAAGUGUGUGCUAAUUUGGUGACUUUGAUGAGCAAAGAUUGUAAGUAAAAUCGCAUCAGUCAUAAGGGACAGGUCAAUGAGUUUGUCCUAGAGUUGCUUCUACUUUAAAAAGAUGCAUGCGCUUUGUCUUUUACUUUAUUAACCAAUAAAAGUAAGCUUCUUUAUGAUUAUUAGCUUUGGUAUGUGCUCUCUUCAGAGAGGCGAGUGGCUUGCUUUUACGUUUUAUUUUCUUUGGUAUGGAGUGGAAUGGUACGAGGGCAAUUAACCUGGAUUAUUACAAUUCUCUCUCUCUAUAUAUAUAUAUCCAUCCAUGUGUGUAUUAGUUAUUAUUCGGCUGAAUAAGCAUUAACCCAUAGAGUUACAUAAACGAAGAACAUUCGAGCCAGAUUCGAAAAUUGAAGAUUAUUUUUUCUCUAUCAAGUUUUCAUGAGGUAUCUUCAAAGAUUUCGACACUCAAAUCAGUGUUUACUAGACCCAACCCCUACCACAAGCUUGGUGAAAGAUGUGGAUCACCUCGACUACAACUCUCAGUUGCUUUUACGCUUGUACAAGAAGAGUUUAUGUAAAUGAAGCAAGAAUUAUGUGUUCCAUGUAAGAAGUUAUUACACGGGUCCCGUUCGAUAUGUCAAAAGCAUAGACGAUAAUAUGUUGUAUUUGGAAAAGUUGACCUUUUAUUUUUUCUUCUUUUAAACA